Hypoxylon fragiforme is the source of this 922-nucleotide messenger RNA. RefSeq lists its product as uncharacterized. NCBI's taxonomy places the organism in Eukaryota, Fungi, Ascomycota, Sordariomycetes, Xylariales, Hypoxylaceae. Bases 111 to 554 code for a protein of 147 amino acids. The transcript has a single exon. The record is from RefSeq and is a predicted model, not a curated record.
AUCCCCUUCCCCCAUUUUAUCACACCAAACACAAAAACAACAACAACAACAACAACAACAACAAUCACCACCAACACAGCAGCGACUCUCCAUAGUCGCGAAUUGCUGCAAUGCCGAGAAUUCGCAAGCCCGUGAAGAUGUCGGUGUCGGGACAAGCUUCGAGGGCCACAUUCAGCUACUCACCGCCGACCCACGUGCGCGUCGGCGUGGACUUUUUCGUGAAGAUCAAGGCGCCCGCCAACGACCACAACGGCGGAUUCGCCGCGGUGACGCUGGUCCGCGUGCCCCUGGGCGGCGGCGAGACCUCGGGAUUCAACGGGUCGGCGGCGCUGCUGGAGGGCAACCUGGUAGGGAAUUGGAAGUCGGAGCCGGGGCGCAGCAGCAGCGGCCGCCAGUACCACUCGAUCGAGUUCAACCCCGUCCGUGUCAACUCCACCGGCUGCUUCUUCCUCCGGGUCCAGAUCUACAGCGCCCCGGCGCACAGGGACGACGGGAGCGCCGUGGUGGAACACGUCAGAGACCUGGAGAGCGAUACGUUCUAUGUGGAACCAUGACAAGCACUGUUUUGUAGGAGGUAUGUUUUUUUUUUUUUAACCAAUCCCCAAUCUCACUCCCCCCUUUAUUUGUUAAGGAACUUGACAACUCACCGGUAAUAGGACAAUGGCGAAAAACGAAAAACAGAAGCAAAAAUCAAAAAAGUCAUAAAAACAUCAAAGCUGAAAAAAGUUAAAACAAACAAGAAAAACAAAAUUAAAUGUACGAACUGCAUGGGAAAAAAACGGGAAUUUUAUGAUGGGAGGGAAAUUUGGGAUACUGUAUUUGGAAAGGGAACGAGUAAUGAUUUAUGAGCUGGUCUAAUGACUGACGACGACACACUGCAUACUGCAUAGAAUUGGGUUUCCUUCGUUGGUACGGAUAUUAC